Molecule: messenger RNA, 2271 nt
Organism: Mesoplodon densirostris (Blainville's beaked whale)
Lineage: Eukaryota; Metazoa; Chordata; Mammalia; Artiodactyla; Ziphiidae
Gene: KPNA4
Product: karyopherin subunit alpha 4
Exons: 17
Coding region: 197-1762 (521 amino acids)
Biological process (GO): NLS-bearing protein import into nucleus
Cellular component (GO): nucleoplasm; nucleus; cytoplasm
Molecular function (GO): protein binding; nuclear import signal receptor activity
Source: RefSeq, a predicted model, not a curated record
GCGGGGGGUGGGGGGGGAACGGGCGGGGAGAGGAGGAGAAGACCGCGGCGGAGGCAGGUGAGAGGAGGACGGAAGCGACGCCGCGGCGGGCACAGCACCUCAGGCGGCGGCCCGGUUCCUGGGAGUGUCGGUGCGGCGUGGUGGUUGGGGCGGAUCCCGCGGGGCCCGGGCGGGGGAAGGAGUCACCGGCCCGGCCAUGGCGGACAACGAGAAACUGGACAACCAACGGCUCAAGAAUUUCAAGAACAAAGGCCGCGACUUGGAGACUAUGAGAAGACAACGAAAUGAAGUUGUAGUCGAAUUAAGGAAGAAUAAAAGAGAUGAACAUCUCUUGAAGAGAAGGAAUGUACCACAUGAAGAUAUCUGUGAAGACUCUGACAUAGAUGGUGAUUAUAGAGUGCAAAAUACCUCUCUAGAAGCUAUUGUUCAAAAUGCUUCAAGUGAUAACCAAGGAAUUCAGUUAAGUGCAGUUCAAGCUGCUAGGAAGCUUUUGUCCAGUGAUCGAAAUCCACCAAUUGAUGACUUAAUAAAAUCUGGAAUAUUGCCUAUUUUAGUCCAUUGUCUUGAAAGAGAUGACAAUCCUUCUUUACAGUUUGAAGCUGCAUGGGCUUUGACAAACAUUGCGUCUGGAACCUCUGAACAAACUCAAGCAGUAGUUCAGUCCAAUGCUGUGCCACUUUUCCUGAGGCUUCUCCAUUCACCCCAUCAAAAUGUCUGUGAGCAAGCAGUGUGGGCAUUGGGAAAUAUCAUAGGUGAUGGGCCACAGUGUAGAGAUUAUGUCAUAAGUCUUGGAGUUGUGAAACCUUUACUUUCCUUCAUAAGUCCAUCUAUUCCUAUAACAUUCUUAAGAAAUGUUACUUGGGUUAUGGUCAACUUAUGUCGCCACAAAGACCCACCACCCCCAAUGGAAACCAUUCAGGAGAUUCUUCCAGCUCUUUGUGUUUUAAUUCAUCACACAGACGUAAAUAUAUUGGUAGAUACGGUCUGGGCCCUCUCUUACCUUACUGAUGCUGGCAACGAACAGAUACAGAUGGUAAUAGACUCUGGAAUAGUCCCUCAUUUGGUUCCUCUGCUCAGCCACCAGGAAGUUAAGGUUCAGACAGCAGCACUUCGAGCUGUGGGCAACAUUGUUACUGGAACUGAUGAGCAAACACAAGUAGUUUUGAACUGUGAUGCUCUUUCACACUUCCCCGCACUUCUAACACAUCCCAAAGAGAAAAUUAAUAAAGAAGCAGUGUGGUUCCUCUCUAACAUCACCGCAGGAAAUCAGCAGCAGGUUCAGGCAGUAAUUGAUGCCAAUCUUGUACCAAUGAUAAUACACCUUUUGGAUAAGGGAGAUUUUGGCACUCAGAAAGAAGCUGCAUGGGCCAUAAGUAACUUAACAAUUAGCGGAAGGAAAGAUCAAGUGGCCUACCUAAUCCAACAAAAUGUUAUCCCACCUUUUUGCAAUUUGCUGACUGUAAAAGAUGCACAGGUUGUGCAAGUAGUACUUGAUGGACUAAGUAAUAUAUUAAAAAUGGCUGAAGAUGAGGCAGAAACCAUAGCCAAUCUUAUAGAAGAAUGUGGAGGACUGGAGAAAAUUGAACAACUUCAAAAUCAUGAAAAUGAAGACAUCUACAAAUUGGCCUAUGAGAUCAUUGAUCAGUUCUUCUCUUCAGAUGAUAUUGAUGAAGAUCCUAGCCUUGUUCCAGAGGCAAUACAAGGUGGAACAUUUGGUUUCAAUUCAUCUGCCAAUGUACCAACAGAAGGGUUCCAGUUUUAGAAAGAUGUUGUGGAAGUUAGGUACAAUGCAGCACUGAGAUAUAUAUAUAUACACAUAUAUAUAAAAAGGUUUGAUCCAUCAAGCUUGGCUCAUGGGAUCUGCUGCUGCAUUAAAUCGGGAAAGAAAAUGUGAAGAUUUCAUUUGGAAUCACAGAAAAUGCCCAAAUGAGGUCAAGAUGGCGAGUGGGUGCGAGUGAGAAUGAGUGGCAAAAUGUAAUGAAAACUUUACAUGAAUGCUUAUUUAGGUUGUUCUGAGUAAAAGGGCUACAGGUCACAGAUCUUCAGUGCCUGAGGAGGAACAUUGACAUUAUACCAGCUGAGGGGAAAGUGCAGUAAUGUCAUCUUCAAGCCUUGUAAGCAUAAAAGAGAAUAGGAUGCCCAUAUAAGUCAAAGGAAAAUGAGCCCAGGCCUUGCUAUGAAGCAGUGUGUGAAUGGACAAUGUUGAAUGAAUGUCUGGCUCAGUGAUAGAGAGCCAGGUUCAUCUUUGAAAUCUAGGGCUCUUCAUUCAUG